ACACUGUGUCGACAAUAACACUCAUGUGUCAGGCGGUGUCUUCAACAUGUCACCGGAAUGAUGGUCUAAAUUUGUACCUCUUCAAAAAUCCAUCCAGAAGAAGAUAUAAAGAAAGUGUCCCGUGUCCGAUGAGGACACAGGUGAACCGGUGACAUCACACAGUCCACCUGCUGCUGCUGUCUCUGAGGGAUGUAGAAGGUUAUGGGGAUAAGAUGUGAUCAAGAGACACACGGGAGAGAGAGACGCCCAACCUGAGAGCGCAGUGGUUCCAGAUGGAGACAGACCUGAGGCUGGAGUCCAGCCUGUGGGUCGGGAACAAGAGACACCGGGCGGUGCUGACGGGCUGGAACUUCAACUGGACCGAGGUGGACAAGAAGAACCGUGAUAAGAAAACAAUUUCAGUCCCUGUGGCUGAGGUGGUCGGAGUGGAGGAGGGCCGGGUGGAGAUCCUGCCCCAGAAGUUGGUUGAAGACAAAGACAAAGACUUCACAGUUUUCUACGUGAAGCGCAGCAGCAGUGGGGGCUCUUCCGGGUUGCUAUGGAGACUGGGCCGGACCCAGUUCAGCUGCCCGAGUCGCGUCCUCAGAGACCAGUGGACGGAACACCUGAGGACAGCCGUCAAAACUCACAGUCCAUCACGGCCACAUAAACUGUUGGUGUUUAUCAAUCCGUAUGGAGGAAAGAAGAAAGGAAGACAGAUCUACCAUUCUUUGGUUGCCCCUUUGUUUGAGCUGGCUGGUAUCAGCUCUCAUGUUAUAGUGACUGAGCGAGCAAACCAGGCCAGAGACCACCUCCUGAAGAAAGACCUGACAGGCUUUGACGGUGUGGUGAGUGUGGGUGGGGAUGGCAUGUUCAGUGAAAUACUUCACGGUUUGAUUGGGCGGACACAACAAGAGUCGGGUCUUUGUGAGACUGAUCCCGCUGUCACCUUGCAGCCUUGUCCUCUUCACAUCGGCAUCAUUCCUGCAGGUUCUACGGACUGUGUGUGUUACGCCACAGUGGGAGUGAUUGACCCUGUUACCUCAGCGUUGCACAUUAUCAUUGGAGACUCCCAGCCGUUGGAUGUGUGUUCAGUUUACCACGCCUCUGCUCUGGUGCGUUACUCUGUGUCUCUGGUGGGUUAUGGCUUCUAUGGGGACGUGCUGGCUGAGAGUGAAAAACACCGCUGGAUGGGACCUCUGAGAUAUGACUACUCAGGUGUUAUGGUGUACCUGAGCAACAGAAGCUACACAGGCGUGGUUCAGUAUCUGCCAGCAGACCCAAUGCUCUCCAGCCCGAGAGAUAAAACACGCUGCCUCUCAGGGUGCAGUGUCUGCUCCAGAACCACAGAAAGACAUUUCCCCCAUGCCUCAGAUUCAGGAUCCCUGUACAGCGCCCACUACAGCCAGUUCAGUAAUGAAUCAGAAGGUGAUUGGGUGAGUGUGGAGGGCAGGUUCAGAUGUGUGUCUCUCACAUGUAUGUCCAGCUCGUGUCCCAGGAGUCCUCAGGGCCUCUCUCCUUCUGCUCACCUGGCGGACGGAACAGGGGACCUCAUCCUGGUGUGGGACACUCACCCGCUGGGCUUCCUCAAGUUCCUCCACAGACACACAAGCACACAGGACCAGUUUGACCUGCCGUUUGUGGAGGUCCACCGCGUCAAGGCCCUCCGUUUCUCCCUCCCCUCUUCUGGCAGAGAGGAGGAAGCGUAUGAUGGGAUCGCAGAGCAAAGUGUUGUGAUAGAUGAGGAGGAGCAAUCAUACGUUGAGACUGUCAGCGGGUGCGGCUCUCAGCUGCGAUUGGCAGAGAGCAGCGCCGGGCGAGAAAUGGCAAACGGGCAGAAAACUGCAAACGCCUUCCUGUGUGGCCUGUGCUGCAGUAAAUCUCCGACUGUGUCAGUGUGGAACUGUGACGGAGAGAUUCUGCCUUUUACUGAGAUCCUCUGCAGGAUUCAUGGCCAGUUGGUGCGUCUGUACGCCAGGGGCAUCGAGGACAGCACAGAGCUGCAGUGGGGAAAGGGACAAGUGUGAAAGGAGAUGCAUCCAACACAAAUAGUCUCACUUACGAAAAAGAGAGAGAGAGGAACAGUGAGGCAAGGUUCAUUUAUGAAGUUACAGACUUUAGAGACUCCGUCAUGGCCAAAGUGUUCCUUAUAUUUCAGGUACUUUCAUAGGUUUUCUCAUUGCAGUCAUGAAACAAGAUUAUUUAUUUGAAUAUCAGUGUGUGUUUGUUGGAAGAUAUUUUAGGACUUUUUAAAUAAUACAUACAAUCAUUUGUGGUGCAGUUUUUCUCUGCACAAAUCAACUUAUUCAACCCAACAGUGUAUUAACAGUGUGUGUUUAUGAAGUUUUUGUCCUGUACAUUUUAUUUGGGAUCAACUGAGCUGCCACAAAAAACAUCUUUAUACAAUAAAAACACUGUUCUGUC
This is a messenger RNA of Hippoglossus stenolepis (Pacific halibut), 2403 nucleotides long. RefSeq names its product ceramide kinase family protein. Gene Ontology annotation, molecular function: kinase activity. The coding region runs from base 273 to 2006 and encodes 577 amino acids. The record is from RefSeq and is a predicted model, not a curated record. Lineage: Eukaryota; Metazoa; Chordata; Actinopteri; Pleuronectiformes; Pleuronectidae. The transcript has 13 exons.